This is a messenger RNA of Cuculus canorus (common cuckoo), 7026 nucleotides long. RefSeq names its product regulator of G protein signaling 7 (gene RGS7). The record is from RefSeq and is a predicted model, not a curated record. Gene Ontology annotation, biological process: G protein-coupled receptor signaling pathway; regulation of G protein-coupled receptor signaling pathway; intracellular signal transduction. Lineage: Eukaryota; Metazoa; Chordata; Aves; Cuculiformes; Cuculidae. The transcript is spliced from 18 exons. Bases 271 to 1842 code for a protein of 523 amino acids.
CCGCUCCAUUGCGGGGAGGGAGCUGAGCUGCCGCCGCUCCGGCAGAGCGGGGAGAGCCGCAGCCGCGGCGACGGCACCAGCAGCGACAGCGGCGCCUCCGCCCGCAGUGUGCGUGCGUGAGUGUGAUGAGCGAUCACCGCGUUCCUCCGCCUGCUGCCGGCUGACACCGACCGCGCGGGGCGCAGCGGGAGGAGGCGAGGAGCCGCGGCCACCGCGCAGUGACCUUGGCCCAGGAGUGCAACGUUCAAAAGCAGAACAAAUUUGUGGGACAUGGCACAAGGAAAUAAUUAUGGGCAAAGCAGCAACGGGGUGGCUGAUGAGUCCCCAAACAUGCUGGUGUACAGAAAGAUGGAAGACGUCAUAGCCCGCAUGCAAGAUGAGAAAAAUGGAAUUCCUAUUCGCACAGUCAAAAGUUUUCUUUCCAAGAUCCCCAGUGUCUUUUCUGGUUCUGACAUUGUUCAAUGGUUAACGAAGAACUUAUCUAUUGAAGACCCAGUGGAAGCUCUACAUUUGGGAACACUGAUGGCAGCACAUGGGUAUUUCUUUCCAAUCUCAGACCAUGUUCUAACACUAAAGGAUGAUGGCACCUUUUAUCGAUUCCAGACACCCUAUUUUUGGCCAUCAAAUUGCUGGGAGCCGGAAAACACAGACUAUGCUGUUUAUCUCUGCAAGCGGACAAUGCAAAACAAAGCAAGGCUUGAGCUAGCAGACUAUGAAGCUGAGAGUUUGGCCAGGCUACAGCGAGCAUUUGCUCGGAAAUGGGAGUUUAUUUUUAUGCAAGCUGAAGCACAAGCAAAAGUGGACAAGAAGAGAGACAAGAUAGAGAGGAAGAUUCUUGACAGCCAGGAGCGAGCGUUCUGGGAUGUGCAUCGGCCGGUGCCUGGAUGUGUAAAUACAACUGAAGUGGAUAUAAAAAAAUCUUCAAGAAUGAGAAAUCCACAUAAAACAAGAAAGUCUGUCUAUGGCUUACAAAAUGACAUUCGAAGUCACAGCCCUACCCACACACCGGUACCAGAGACUAAGCCACCCACAGAAGAUGAACUACACGAAGAGAUUAAGAACUGGCAAAUGCAAUUAGACAGACAUAGGUUAAAAAUGUCAAAAGUUGCAGAGAGUCUAUUAGCUUAUACAGAGCAGUAUUUGGAAUAUGAUCCUUUUCUUGUGCCCCCUGAUCCCUCAAACCCUUGGAUAUCAGAUGACACCACUUUCUGGGAACUGGAGGCAAGCAAAGAGCCAGGACAGCAGAGGGUGAAACGAUGGGGGUUUGGCAUGGAUGAAGCUUUGAAAGACCCUGUGGGAAGAGAGCAGUUUCUCAAAUUCCUUGAGUCAGAAUUCAGUUCAGAAAAUUUAAGGUUCUGGUUAGCAGUAGAAGACCUGAAGAAGAGGCCUAUUCGUGAAGUUCCUGCUCGCGUCCAAGAAAUCUGGCAAGAAUUUCUUGCUCCAGGUGCACCCAGUGCUAUCAAUCUAGAUUCAAAAAGUUAUGACAAAACCACACAGAAUGUGAAGGAUCCUGGAAGAUACACAUUUGAAGAUGCUCAGGAGCACAUUUACAAACUGAUGAAAAGUGAUUCUUAUCCUCGUUUUAUACGAUCCAGUGCCUACCAGGAGCUGCUACAGGCCAAGAAAAAGUUGGAAAACACACUGGAUCGUCGAACAUCUUUUGAGAAAUUCACACGCAAUGUGGCAUUACAGACUCCGAGGGACUCUCUAGCCUUUCGAUGCCUCCAUUUCGAAAACUGUCUGCUCACUUCCUCCUUCAUAUCAAGCUGGAUCUGUGUCUUUUUAUUUUCCGCAAGCUCGAGUACAGUGAAAAAAAAGCUUCUGCUAGGCACAGUUUAUUAAAAAAUACGUCAAUCAAAAACUGGAAGAAAUGUAAAAAAAUGCAUAUAUUAAUAAAUAUGGCAUCACAUUUAUUGCACAAUAAAUUAGCACAGAAGGUUUCAUUUCACUGAUGUAUUCACAUUGAGAAAGAAAGCCUGUGUCUUUGUCUGUUGUCUGUAUAUUCUCUGUUAAUGUUUCUUGCAUUUAUUUUUAUACCAUAUUUAAAAAAGAACACCUUUUACUCCAGAUGUAUUAAAGUUGAUCCUUUCUCUGUAAAUUUGUGUAUGUUUAUAUUGUUGUUUUAUCUUUCAUUAAAAGAUGCAGAAUCUCUUUCCUUUGGGAAGUUUGAGAUUUUAAUAUUGAAUCUGAAGAUUAGUCAAGAGCAAAAUCAUCCCCAAAAGUUACACACCUUGUGCUCUGUAAAAAGUGACAUGAAAUGGCAUUUUCUUUCUCUCGGUGACACCUAAUCAAACACACUUUGUUGAUAAUCAUUUACUUUUUAUUUUCUUUUUAUCAAGCUAGCAGCAGUGAGACCUUUCCAGCUUGCUCAUCAUCACAUAAGCAAACUUCUCUUUAAGCUAGACCUGUUCUGUACCAGAGCAGCCUGCAGAGCCUGCUCCAGCGAUUCAGUCACUACCCAAGACCGGAUCGACUGAACUGCAUUUCCGUAAGAACGGACAUGAACAAAGCUGGCUGAGAACACACAUGGGUAUUUGCUAAAUAGGAAGGACAGUCUUUAUUUCUCCUUGCUGUCACUUGUAAUACAAUGCAACAUUUUAAGCUGAAAAGGUAGUAGUUUGGGAGUGCUAAAUAUACUGUCUGUAGUGCACACCUUGAGUAGUAAAGCAGGAGGCUGUCAUUUUAAUUCAAGGACUUUAUUCAGGUGUGUUGUUGUAUGUCUGCUGCUGAGGUUACUCACACAGAUACCCGCUGGUAGAUUUAUGAAAGCAUGUAGCCAUUGCCCAUGAGACAACAGAUAUGGAGUUUCUGAAGCUAUACUGAGCUGGAACCAGAAAUCUCUGCUUGGCCUAAGAAACAGCACUUGUGACUGAGAGAUGACACAAGGAUUGUAGGCAAAAUCUCUGAGCAGAAAAGUGAUGAUGGGAGCUCUGUCAAGUCACAAAAUGCUGACACCUCCAGGGCAUCAAAGGGUCCUUAGGACAAACAAGCCUUUUUAGGAAUGCACAGGAUAGACACAGGACAGCCAACUCUAGUACCAUCUGUCGUGCUACCUUUUGUUUGAUAUUGAGAAUCAGGAAUCUUGUUUCAAAGCUAAACAUGCACGUUCAAACACACAAAAAAAAGUGGGACAGUCAUAGACACAACCAGACAAUAAAUUUGAAUACAGUAAUGCUAGAGUCAUCUCACUUAACUUCAGAUACCUACCUGAGCUGUUGUUCCUUGGGAUAGGGCUCCUGCACAGAACAUCUGUAGGCAGAAGGGAGCUUCUCCACUGCCUUUCCAUAGGUUGCUGCAGCUGUAGCCCUGACUGCAGCAUCUCUAAAGAGGUAGCUUGAAUGAACCAAGGAAAAAACAAAACAGAAAUCACCACGAAUGGCCGUUUCCCUGGUUUUGGUCCACUGGGGUUUCUGGAGGUUUGGGAGGUUUUUUUUUCUUUGUUUUCACAUGCCACUGUGUGUCUGGUUUCUAGCUAGGAUGAUAAUCAUUGCUUUAAAGUGUCUCAGUUUUUGUUAGCACAAUUCUACUAAGUUUUUUAUCAGAAAACACUGGAAAUGCCUCACGAGACUUUGAUUUUAUCAAGAGCUCCAUCUAGGGCAACUCAAAAUAUUUACAGUCUAGGGAGGCCAGAUGAAUUUUGAUAAAUAUCCACAUUGAACCCCAGAUCUUAAACUCUUGAGAUUUAAUUUUUCUUUACCACAGAAAUGCAGGCUCUGAGGCAUGAACUUCAGGCCAGACAAUCCACAGAAAUUUGAGCUCUGUUUCAUUCUCACUGCCAAAUAGAAAUAUUUAUUUCCAAACUCCUGCUGCCACCAAUUGCAUCAGCUGGUAUGUUGCCUGCUCUGCCUUAGGAGUUAACUAAUUAGAUACCAGUGUCUCCUUUGAAGAAUCACUCCCCUCAAAUAACUAAUCUUUCAAAUUGAUGCGUUAGGUAUUUCAUGCAAAUUUACCCUAAGAAAUAUCUUUUUUUCCCCAAAUCACUUUGCAACACUAACUGGCCAAUAAAAAGAUGUGGAGCAUUUGUAUUCCUGAGCCCAUUUUGUAUUUAUCCUUGUUCUUUUAUUUCAAGAAGUACAAAGUCUCUAUUGAAUGGAUGUCUUUGCCUGUAUUUGCACAGGAUUUAACACAAUGUUUGUAAAGUAAAAAUAUGCAUUAUUAAUAAGGAUUUCAAAGCAGUCAGGGAGCUGAAUUAAGGUUUCACUUGACAUUAGUUUCAAGUAAUGCAACUCAAUUGUUACACGAGUGAAUUUGGCCCCCAAAAAUUCUGUCAAAAAUUCUACAACCACUUGAUUUUUAAAGGGUUUGCCUGCAAUCUUUUGAUAAUUAACCUCGUCCCUGUUAUCUGCCAGUGAUACAAUACUGAGACUGGAAACUCCAAGUAGGCACAAGCUUCCUUUUACUUCCCCACAGAGAAAAGCUAAAUCUUUGUUUCCAAAAUUAUAUGAAGAUCCACUUCCAAGAAUUAAGAUUAACUCAGUUUAAGGCAUGUUUGUACAAGUGCCAAACAGCUGAAGUAUGACUGGUUACACAAUGAUAUACCCGUUAGGAAUUUCAGAGAGGCUACAAGUCUGUUGAGGAAAAAAGGACUGAGAAAGAAAUUCAGACUGAAGUGACUACAUUUCUCGUCUCCUGGGGAAGAGCCAUCAAUCAAUGCCUCCUGGCUCUAUCCAGGAAGCUGAAAACAACCUCCUUAAUAUCCUUGUGGGAUAUUAAUUGUAAUAUUCACUAAGAUAACCACUUGGAGCUGGGAAAUUCCAUCUGAGCAUUGGAGUUCAUUGAGCAGUCUCUUUCCUCAUGCAUUCUUGUGCAUAAAACAGCUCUUAAGCCUUCAGCAGAAGGAAGUGUUUGCUGGUGCUGAUGCACCCUUGAGAUGUUUCUGUACUCCUAGACCAGCCUGGGAAGGAAAACAGCUAGUGGGAGAAACAGGAGCUUCCCUGGCACCUACCUGACAACGUCAGAUUAUUUAGGCAUUCUUCUGUAAGAUGAAAUUAAAAACUAUCCCUCAACCCUACAAAACUGAAGAGGGAGGGAAAAGGCUUUAAACACUGAUGAGAGAAAUUGCAAAAUGCUGGGCUGAAACAGUAGUGACCAAAAAUUAAUGAGCUGAAGGUGAAUACCAGAGUAAGAAAUGGGCAUUAAUAGUGGUGACCAGAAGAGAACCAACAAGGGAGGAGAAGUGGGGAACUGAGUAAUUAAGAGCAAGGGUGGCUGAAUGCAGCUGGUGGAUUGUCAGCCUGUUGGCCACAGCCAUGCACGGUUGGAAUCAAAACCAAAUAAAUCAGAAAAGGUCAACUGUGGCUGUCCCUUUAAAAUCCAACAGUAACAUUUUUUCAACUAGAAAGCAAUUUAUACCAAACAGUAGAAUUGCUUUUUUCAAUUGAACCCCAAAUGCUGUUUGAAAUCAUGAGACAUACAAAUGACAAGCAGUCCUCCAAGAAAUAGCAAAUAGGAGGGUAAAAGCCAGUUUCAGAAAAUGAGAUCUAUAGGAAUGCAUUUAGGAUGUUUAUUUAUUAAAAAUAAAAAAUAAAAGCCAAAGCAGACAACUAAAGUGAGAGAAGGCUGUUUUCUUCAACUAAACAUAACGAGGACAUGGGAAUAACCAGUGAUUUAUUUGUGGUUCUUCCAUUUAUUUAUCUUUAUGCCAAGUGAUUAACAGCUGUUUGAAUUUAUAUUUUAAAAUUACCAUAUUUAUAAUGUCCUUUUUAGCUAGAGAUAUACUGUGCAUAGAACUAGCACUGGACUUACUGUCUUAGGUGCAUAAAACACAGGACUAUUGCUAAAAGAAAGUUAAUGGCUAUAGAGAACUAUAUGAAAUAAGGUUUUAAUUCCAAGAUAUUCAAGGGAAAUUAUGAACAAUAUAUUUGAACAUAUUCUGUGUACACAAUUCAUUUAAGCAAGUUACUAAGUGGUUGUGAAUCAUUCCAGUCUGCCUUUUGAUCUGACUAUGCUGAGCAGAUUGAUGCUUUUGUCUCCUGUGAGUUGAAGAUAGGCUGAAGUCCCAGUAUCCAAGAGGCGGAAGAAGGGAUGAUCUCUGUGAGGCUGGCUUCCUCUUCCUAGUGCUGUUCCAGAUUGUGGACUCUUACUUAAGUGACAUGUGUACAAAUAAAUGGGUUUGUUUGUACAGACAUUGACUUGAGGGCUGCAGAAUCUCUCCAGACAGUCAUUAUCUCUGCCACUACAACAUUUUUUUCCCCCUACUAUUUAAACUAAAUCUUCUUUGCUUCAAUUUAUCCCUAUAUUUUUGUCCAGACUGCUACAAUCACUAUAAUAAAAUGUUCCCUACAUUUUUUGCUCAAAGACAUAAAUGACCACUGCAAAGUUACAGCCUCCUUGGUUUUCUUACUGGUGUUUUAUGAAGCACUCAGUAACUUCAUUGCUCUCCGCCAAGCUGGGAGAUGUUAUAGCUUCCCUGGAGGACAGCGGCCAGAGCAGGCUGCAGGCCUCCCACUCAGGUUUCACAGGAGGAGGGCAGACGAUUACUGUUAUACUUUUGUCUGUACACGUAACUACUACAUUGUGCAAGUUGAUGUGGCACAGUGAUGCCCAGAUCCUCUGCAGUAAAACAGAUGGUUGUUCCCUUUUGUGAGCAGCUUGCUCUUCUUAGGUCAGUGAGGCAUCUUAAGUUGUCCAUUGAAUAGCAUCCUCGUUUUUCAGACAAUCUUUCUCUUUUCUGAAGGCCACUUUUCUUUUUUGUUUCUAACCUGUGAAAUACUUGUAGUCCUUUGAUCUGCGGGUAUAUUUGUGUGUGGGUGAGUGAGGAAUCUGCUGGCCUGAUUCUUUAACAUGAAUGAAUGAGCGUGAGUACCAUCAUCAUUAUUUGCUCUAAGGGAUCUAUAUAUGUAAAUUGUUAAGAGAAAUUGCUGUGACAGUUAACUCUGAGAACCUGCUCAAACGCUAGAAGAUAGUCCUUAUUUACAGUUGUGGACACGGACAGUAAAUAUCAAACAAUAUUAAGACACAAUUGUAAAUGUUACCUUGUUAGUGGCAUUUGCACAAUUUUUAUUACAAGUUUUCUUUGCUUUCAAA